AUGUUUAAAUCUCUUGUCAUACUCUUUGUCUCAGCCGACGGCCAAUACAAACACAUUUGUGAUGCACUCAAAGAUAAUAAAGGAAAGAUAGACUUCUCUAUAAGUGUCCCGAACGGCACGUUUCACCGCAAGUAUAUAAUCAUUGGACAAAACUAUUGGGAACUCGAAUACGGGAUCCCGUCUUCACCAAAGGUCAAGACCCGCCGGAGAAGAGACUUAACGGACGAUAUCUUAGGAGAUUUGGGUAUUAAAGGCGAUUCUGAGUCCUCAUCGGCCGCCCAAUCGGCCACAAGUGUCGCCCUUAAGAACCCAUUCGGAAGAAUAAGCAAAUGGCUGUCCGGCAGCUAUUCGGCGGGUUUUGCCGUCAAAUACGGAGCCUCUGGCGACUGGACUAAGACUACUGUGGCGUUGAUUGACGCGGACACGAGUGCCAUAGAGUGGACACUAUUCCCGCGAAACAACAAUGGGUUGACACCAAAGGGCAACUCAAAGAAGACCAAAUCGAAGAACGUUUUUGGAACCUUUAAGCCACACAUCGCUUACAAUACGUUUUCACAACAGGACAAGAAUAACGUGGUGUUUGUCGAGCAGUUGGCCGAACCCAAGAACUCCCGAAUACAAGUCUACGGCAUACCAGAGCCCGAGAAGCCGUGGGCUAAUCAGUCGAUUGAUGUGGCAGUUGUGUCGCCGGCCAUCAAAAAGGCGAUGACUGCUCUCACCAUUAAAGGCGUGUUUGGUGUCCAACGGGACGGCGAAGACGACAAGAAUGGGCUGAUUAUAUUGAGCGAGCGGUGCAUUCAGAUGCCUAUCCCGACGUAUCCGUGCAAAGGCAACCUCUCGUAUCACUAUUGUAUCACUUCUGAAGCAAAUAGUGAUCCCUUGGGUUCCGGCAAAAUGCAUUGCCAUCCGGCCAAACAGAAACUGCUCGUAAACUGUGCCAAAGAGUGGCCUAAAGAACCGCCGGAAGGUAUGAAACCAGAGCCCGAAGAGGAGUCAAGUGAACCAAAUGAAAGCGCGGGUAGAGAUGGAGAACAGCGCAGCGCCGAUGGCAACGGAGCCGACGGUAAAAACAGUAGCUCUGGCGGUGGAAACGGUCUUUUGGGCUCUUUGCCACUCAUUGGCAAAAAGGAUAAGGACAGCAGCUCUUGGCUCAUAAUUGUGAUAAUAGUGAUUGUGAUCGUUGCGGUAAUCAUCGCUGUGUUAUUGGUUUGGUUCUUGUGUUUGAAUCGCAAAACCACUGAUACUACUGACCAGUCGGCCGGUUCCGCUGCCGUGUCAACUGAGCCACAGAUGGGAACCGUCCGGAGCCAAGUCGGUGCCAAACCUGUCUCAGCGGUCGGCGGCAAACCCGACGCCCCGGCAAACGCGAAAGCAGACGCACCCGAAAAGUCACCGGCGCCCGCAUCGCGACAGGGAUCUAAGUUUGAAGCGACCAAAAACAAGAAGACGAAGAAUAACAAUAAGAAGAAGAAAAAAAAGUUAAGAAAAGAGUCGACGAAGAAGUGGAUGAAGAAUAAGACGAUAGAGUGA
Molecule: messenger RNA, 1530 nt
Organism: Medioppia subpectinata
Lineage: Eukaryota; Metazoa; Arthropoda; Arachnida; Sarcoptiformes; Oppiidae
Source: the annotation of a GenBank genome assembly